Molecule: messenger RNA, 519 nt
Organism: Vicia villosa (hairy vetch)
Lineage: Eukaryota; Viridiplantae; Streptophyta; Magnoliopsida; Fabales; Fabaceae
Product: cell wall / vacuolar inhibitor of fructosidase 1-like
Exons: 1
Coding region: 1-519 (172 amino acids)
Biological process (GO): negative regulation of catalytic activity
Molecular function (GO): enzyme inhibitor activity
Source: RefSeq, a predicted model, not a curated record
AUGUUGAAGUCAUUGGCAUUAUUCAUUCUCAUCUUGUGCACCACUCUUGUUGUAACUCACUCCCGAGUUAUUCAAGCAAGCGGUACCAAUAUUGUACAACAAAUUUGUAGUAAGACUCCAAAUCCUGCACUAUGCAUUCAAUACCUAAAUGCUGAUCCAAAAAGCUCCACCUCAGAUGUGAAAGGGUUAGCACAAAUCAUGUUCAAUGUACUAAAGAGCAAAGCAAGCAUUGCCAUAGACAAAAUCAUUAAGCUUACUAUCACUAUUCCUCCAAAACAAAAGGAAGCACUUCUGUAUUGUAGUAUUGAUUACACUUCAGUUUUGAUUGAAGCUUCUCAAGGAACUCAAGCUUUGCAAAAUGGGGACCCAUCAUUUGCAGUAGAUAAUGCAAAUUAUGUUACUUCUGAAGCCAAUGGUUGUGAGAAUGGCUUUUCUGGAAAAUCACCACUCACAGUUGAAAACAACUUAAUGCGUGAUGCAUCUACCAUAACAUCGGCUAUUUGUAAAUUAUUGCUCUAA